CACAGGAAACGACUACACUUCUGAUUGGGUGAUAGAGGAGCCCUCGCAUACAGGGACAGAAUUUUCGCUCACUGUUUGCAGAUGUGUUUACUAUAAAUACAUGAAAACUGAACCACUAUCGUAAAUUGCAACACCAUUCAAAGGAUCAAAAUGGGAACCUUGCAAGAACCCAGUGCUUUGACAGCCAGACUGCAGAACACUCUCAUGUCUUACCAUAGCCUGGAUGAGAAUGAGUGGAGGGUAGCCAAGAAAUCGAAAGAUGUCACGGUAUGGAGAAAGUCAUCAGAGGAGUUUCGUGGCUAUCUGUAUAAAGCCCAGGGUGUGGUCGACGAUAACCCCAAUAGAAUAGUGGAUUACAUACGCCCUGGGCCUUAUCGAUUAGACUGGGAUAGUUUGAUGACAGCAAUGGACAUAAUAGAAACCCUUGAUCAGGGCUGUUGUGUGAUGAGGUACACUACUGCAGGCCAGCUGUGGAACAUCAUAGCUCCCAGAGAGUUUAUUGAUUUCUCCUACACCACAGACUACCAGGAUGGACUAUUGUCCUGCGGUAUCAGUGUGGAGCAUGAGGAGCAGCACCAGAGUUAUGUCCGGGGCUUCAACCACCCAUGUGGCUGGUUCUGUGUGCCCACCUCAGAUAGCACCACCACCCCAGCCCAGAGCCUCCUGACAGGGUACAUUCAGACAGACCUCCGGGGUAUGAUCCCCCAGUCUGCCGUGGACACAGCCAUGGCCAGCACCCUCAUCAACUUCUACACUGACCUGCGCAGGGCUCUGAAGAAGGCCUAACCAGUACUAGCCCGGUUGCCAGAUUGGUUUAUGCUUUAGCCAACUCUGUCAUAUUUGUUGUUAUACUGAAUGUAUGGGAUCGCAAGGGAUGUAAGAGGGGUUGGCUAAAACACGUUCAAAUCUGGCGACUAGGCUAAACCAGUACAUCCUAACAGCACUCCUUUUUCAAUACACCGGUCGAUUGAUCAGUCAGUCUAUACUCCACCCUCAUAGAGGGCUAUAGAGAUCCAACUCCAAUUCACACCAACUCAGGGCAGGAUCCAGUUUAGGUUGAAACAGGGUAGGAGUUAAAGGACAUGGUCUGACCUGGUCUGCUGCUCACUGGACUUUGGAGUUGUGACGUGUUAUUUGUCUGCCCUUUAAAUCAUUAUAUAAUACUGAAAAUUGCUACGAGAUUAAGGUAGUACACAAAUACUGAAGCACUUGAUCAAAGUCGAUGUUUGCCUUUUUUGUUGAUCUUUUUUGCUGAUUUCGGACAAACAUCGAACAUACCCAACAAAUUAAAUCGUUGGUGGUAGAUAGAUUAAAAAAAUAUAGGUAGACAGACAGCCAAUACAAUCAAUCCAAUGUUGCUUUUAGUUGAAGUUACAUGUGAAAGUGUUUGCAGGACUACACAUUGGAAUUUGACUGGUGUGUCACACCCUGAUCUGUUUCACCUGUCCUUGUGCUUGUCUCCACCCCCCUCCAGGUGUCACCCAUCUUCGCUAUUAUCCCUGUGUAUUUAUACCUGUGUUCUCUGUCUGUUUGUUGCCAGUUGGUCUUGUUAGUUCAAGUUUAUCAGCGGUUUUCCUGGCAGCGCCUAUCGUUUCCCAGGCUCUCUUUCCUCGUCAUCCUGGUUUUUGACCUUUGCCUGUCUUGACCCUUUACCCGCCCGUCUGACCUCUCUGCCUAAGCCUGCCUGCCGUCCUGUACCUUUGCUCCUACUCUGGAUUACUGAACUCUGCCUGACCCUGAGCCUGCCUGCCGUCCUGUACCUUUGCUCCACCUCCCUGAUAUGGUGCUAAUAUAACUUGUUGAUGUCCAUCAAAUAUCUUCAACAAUAGCUACCGAUAACAGUAUCCAGCCAGACGUGCAUCUAUCUGUUUACGUUUUUAUAAUAAUGAUUAACUGUAACUCUUUGGACUAUAAUAGUAGAUAUCAGACACUGAUUUGACAUUCAUCCCAAAUAUUCCUCGGUGAGGAAAUAACAAAUGUCACUGCCAGACAAAAUCCAUGAUAAAAAGAACUACAACAAUAUGAGUAGGAAAGCAUGGUACUGUACACUAAAAGCCUCAUGUAAAAGAGUUUGCAAAACCUUUUUGAAUGAUUAUAACCAGCUCAAUAUCAAGUACAGCAUAUUAUGUACACUGUAGAUUGAUGCAUUCUUUCCAAUUUCAUGUGUGUUUUUAUUUGUAUCCCUUCUUGCCCUUCUUAAAUGAUUGUUCUGUAAUGUAACAGAAGGAAGAAAUUGGAUGCCACACAUACCUUUUUUGAUCCUUCACACUUCUCCCUAUUGUUCCUUGCCUUAGGACUAAAUGAACAUGAGAAGACAACUUAACAAUUCUAUACUGAACCAAAAUAUAAAAGCAACAUACAACAAUUUCUAAGAUUUUACUGAGUUACAGUUCAUAUAAGGAAAUUAGUCAAUUGAAAUAUAUUCAUUAGGCCCUAAUCUAUGGAUGUUUUGCUGUUGUUUUAUUUCUCUACCUACCUAUUGUUCACCAAAUACCUUUUUUGCACUUCUGGUUAGAGCCUGUAAUUAAGCAUAUCACUGUAAGGUCUACACCUGUACACCUGUUGUAUUCGGCGCACGUGACAAAUAAACUUUGAUUUGAUUUGAUGGGCCAUGGGUGAGCCUGGGAGAGCAUAGAACCACCCACUUUGGAGCCAGGCUCACCCACUGGGGAAUCAGAAUGAGUUUUCCCCCACAAAAGGGCUUUAUUACAGACACAGUUUCAUCAGCUGUCCUGUUGGCUGGUCUCAGACGAUCCUGCAGGUGAAGAAGCCAGAUAUGGAAGUCCUGGGCUGGCAAGGUUACACUUGGUCUGCGGUUGUGAGGCCAGUUGGACGUACUGCCAAAUUCUCUAAAAUGAUGUUGGAGACGGCUUAUGGUAGAGAAAUUAACAUUUAAUUCUCUGGCAACAGCUCUGGUGGACAUUCAGCAUGUAAGAGACAUCUGUGGCAUUGUGUUGUGUGACAAAACUGCACAUUUUUGAGUGGCCUUUUAUUGUCCCAGCAUAAGGUGCACCUGUGUAAUGAUCAUGCUGUUUAAUCAGCUUCUUCAUAUGCCACACUUGUCAUGUGGAUGUAUUAUAUUGGCCAAGGAGAAAUGCUUACUAAGGGAUUUAAACACAUUUUGACACAAGAUUUGAGAGAAAUAAGCUUUUUGUGUGUCUGUAAAUUUUUAGGGAUCUUUUAUUUCAGCUCAUGAAACAUGAACCAACGCUUUAAAUGUUGCGUUUAUAUUUUUGUUCAGUAUAUUUUCUAAGUUUGAUAAACAAAAAAUAAAAACUAAAAUGAAAGAUAUUCUUUAUAGGACAAGCAGCCCCUAGGCAGAUAUUAGUAGGGUUAUUUAUUUUAAGUUAUUGUUAGAGUUUGUUAAGUUAUUGUAUGCUACUAUAAAGGCUGUAAUAUUUAAUCAGGGUUGGGAUGUAAUGGAUCCCUUAUAGUAUUUAUUUUAUAGUACAAUACUAAAAAAACAUGCUCUGCUUUACCCCUCUUAUCAUUUUGGAAUUCUUCGUACAUUUUCUCAUGUGAUUCAAGAUGUCCUAUGUUAUGUAUAUUAAAGUUAAAGUACGGUC
Oncorhynchus keta (chum salmon) is the source of this 3566-nucleotide messenger RNA. It is a transcript of the gene stard4, whose product is annotated as StAR-related lipid transfer (START) domain containing 4. The record is from RefSeq and is a predicted model, not a curated record. The coding region runs from base 151 to 786 and encodes 211 amino acids. The transcript is spliced from 6 exons. Gene Ontology annotation, biological process: cholesterol transport involved in cholesterol storage; cholesterol import; intracellular cholesterol transport. Gene Ontology annotation, molecular function: cholesterol transfer activity; cholesterol binding. Gene Ontology annotation, cellular component: cytosol; endoplasmic reticulum. Lineage: Eukaryota; Metazoa; Chordata; Actinopteri; Salmoniformes; Salmonidae.